UAUAAACUCCUAUAUGCAUAUCAGCAUCAAUCAUAAGAUAGCAAAAGGUAACACAUUAAUGACUCAUUUCGUUGGUCACAUUGACGGAUAUAGAUGCGUUGAAUGAACAUCCGGUUUUUCUCCAAACUUCUGAGGAGUGACGUCUUUUUAGAUUAUCAACUAAGGAAAAUGGCGAAGAAAACUUACGAUCUGUUGUUUAAGUUAUUGCUGAUUGGUGAUUCAGGCGUAGGAAAGACAUGUAUACUCUUUAGGUUUUCAGAUGAUGCCUUUACAACGACGUUCAUAUCAACCAUAGGAAUUGAUUUCAAAAUAAAAACUGUAGAGCUUCGAGGGAAGAAAAUCAAACUUCAAAUAUGGGAUACAGCUGGCCAAGAAAGAUUUCACACUAUCACAACUUCAUAUUAUCGAGGUGCAAUGGGCAUAAUGCUGGUUUAUGACAUCACCAAUGAGAAGAGUUUUGAAAAUAUAGUCAAAUGGUUGCGAAAUAUUGAUGAACAUGCAAAUGAAGAUGUUGAGAAGAUGAUUCUUGGUAACAAGAAUGAUAUGGACGAGAAACGAGUUGUGAGCAGAGACAGAGGAGAAGCGAUUGCACGGGAACAUGGGAUCAGAUUCAUGGAAACAUCUGCCAAGGCAAAUAUCAAUAUUGAUCGAGCUUUCAACGAACUGGCAGAGGCCAUACUUGACAAGACAGCAGGGAAGGAUCCCACUGAGGCACCAGAUCGAGUGCUGGUCGAGAAACGAGUGGAUCGAGGUUCGAACCGAUGUUGCUAGGUGGACAGAACUGAAACAGAUAUAGAGAAAGACUGGGAAUUCUACCUGUUAUGUAUAUAUAUGUUGAGUACGUUACCCUUUGUUCUACUGAGGAAUUUUCCUCUUUUGGGGGUCAAUUAAGAAGAUGGGAAUGCUGUCCAAAUGUUUUAUAUUCGUGGUAAUUGUUACAGAAAAGGUUCCACUUAUAACACUGGGUAAUUCCUUUGUUUGCUGACUGGGUCUGGUAAAUCCCUAAUUUGCUGGGGAUAACAUUUAGCUCAGUCGUUGGGACUUUUGUGGAAUUUCUGGCCUUUCUCAUUAUUUGGCCAAGGAACUAACUCAUCCACCAUGGUGCUAGAAAAGACAUUAUGUGGGAUCCAAUAAACACAAAGGGGCACUGAUUUAAGUGACCGAGAGCUAGAAUAUGUGAACUCAUUUACUAUAGAAUUUUUUUGUGAAAACGUAUUUUUUUUGUGUGCGAAUAUGUCAUUCACCAUUCAGUGGCUGCAGGCUCAUAAUAAAGGCAUUUCAACCAAGAGGGUACACUGGAGAUGGCAUAUUUGAAUGUAAUCAUGUGACUGUUAUUUGGGCUAGAAAA
Cryptotermes secundus is the source of this 1348-nucleotide messenger RNA. It is a transcript of the gene Rab10, whose product is annotated as ras-related protein Rab-10. Gene Ontology annotation, biological process: cellular response to insulin stimulus. Gene Ontology annotation, cellular component: Golgi apparatus; recycling endosome; insulin-responsive compartment. The record is from RefSeq and is a predicted model, not a curated record. NCBI's taxonomy places the organism in Eukaryota, Metazoa, Arthropoda, Insecta, Blattodea, Kalotermitidae. Gene Ontology annotation, molecular function: GTPase activity; GTP binding. The transcript has 5 exons. The coding region runs from base 103 to 771 and encodes 222 amino acids.